GCCCCUCUUCAUCUUCACCAGCCAGCGACUCGUGCUCGAACCUUUUUUGGAAGUAGCGUGGCUCGUGCCAGAAGGAGAUGGCGAACCUGGGCAAUCUGGAUCAGCAGAUCGCGAGCCUGCAGAUCGGCGAUGAGGCGGCGAAGGGCGCCGUCAAGCCCGGCAAGAAGGUCGGUCCCGCGGUGCCGCCGAAGCCGAAGAAGUCUCAGCCUCAGAUACCGCAAAGUUACACCAUAAAGACCCCGCCGGUGCCGUCGUACAGCACCGUUCUCAACAACACGUCGAGCGACAAGACCUCGAACCUGUACAUGAACGCGCCCUCGCCGUACGUCCCGCUGGACAUAAAGAACGACUUCUCGUCGCAGCUGGCGCUCGCCAACGGCAAGGAGGCGGCGUCCAAGAUUUAUCAGAACAACGACAAUUUGUACACGCGCCAGCCGGAGGAGAAGUACGAGCCGAAGUACAGAUACGACGAGAAGAAUUACUACUCCAACGUCGGGAACAUGCCGGCGCCUCAGGUGCCCACCGCGGCGUCGGACGAUCGCGCGAACAGGGCGACCAGGAACGCGGUGUACAGCAACGUGGAACCACCCUCGGUCUCCGCGUACGAGUACGUCCCGUACGACAAGGAGAUUAUAUACAGCAACAUUCAGUGGAAUCCUAAAACGGAGAAUACGUACUGCAACGUUCCCGCCGCGCACGGGGCUGACGAUUUACCACCGCCGCCGGAGCCGUCGGAGUACGUCUCCUGCGUACCUGGGAAUUCGUUUCCACCGCCGCCCGAUGAGCUGCCUCCGCCACCGAGUCCCGUCUCGUCGAGUUACAGCGAGCUGAGGCGCGCCACUUACCAGACCGAUUUCCCAUCGGGCAAUUAUCCCGCCGACAUCUACGGACCGAGUUCUCAGUCCAGCUCGACGUACGAAUCCAUAUACGAGCCGAUCAAUCCGAGACCACCGUCGCAGUUGUCGUGCAACUAUUCCAUGUACUCCGGCUACGGGUCGGCCGCGUCUACUCAGCCGCAGGGCAAGGUGUCUCCCGUUAAAGAAGUUGACGUGCUCACGGAUCUGUUGGUUCAAGGAAUGGAGGAUAAUAACGAAGACAGCGAUAUAUAUGGCAUCUGCGCGCAAUGCGGGCGCAAGGUCGAGGGAGAAGGAACCGGGUGCUCGGCGAUGGACAAAGUCUUUCACAUAAGUUGCUUCUGCUGCUUCGUAUGCAAGGUCAAUCUCCAAGGGAAGCCCUUCUACUCGCUGGAAGGCAAGCCUUACUGCGAGGAGGACUAUCUCAACACUCUGGAAAAGUGCUGCGUUUGCACCAGACCGAUACUGGACCGAAUAUUGAGAGCUACCGGCAAGCCGUAUCAUCCCUCGUGCUUCACCUGCGUCGUAUGUGGGCAGAGUCUGGACGGUAUACCGUUUACCGUGGACGCUACGAAUCAGAUACAUUGCAUUCAGUGUUUCCACAAGAAAUUCGCUCCGCGUUGCUGCGUCUGCAAGCUGCCCAUAAUGCCCGAGCCUGGUCAGGACGAGACCAUACGAGUGGUGGCGUUGGAUCGCAGUUUCCACAUCCAGUGCUACAAGUGCGAGGACUGCGGAUUGGUGUUGUCGUCCGACUCGGAGGGGCACGGCUGCUAUCCCCUGGACGAUCACAUCCUGUGCAAAAGCUGCAACGCUACUCGCGUCCAAGCCUUAACGUCUCAUAUGACGACCGAAUUAUAAACUAUAUGGACGCGACAAGAGCUUUAUACAAUUUGCUGUUGAAAAACUCCGGGGGUACGGAAGAAAUGUUAAAUCAAGUAUCGUUGUGAUUAACUGUGUAGUGACAUAAGUGCCGCUAUAUACACGGUACAUAGAGCCUUUUUUAUGCAUACAGUUUUUCUAUUCCGCUAUUAUUAUUCACAGUAUUCGAAAACCGAUAUUUGCUAUCCCAUUACAUUAACGAAGAAUUCAUUUCUUUUUUACACUUUAUACCUGUUAGCCAGACUAAGGAAAUUUGACUGUCCAAAAUGUUUGGAUCUUUUUUACAAUUUGACACGAAAAAGAAGGCAAUUGUUAAGGAGCAAUUGUUGGAUUAAUUAUAUAUUCUACUUAAUCUUUACGGCCAUAAGAUCAAUGCAUUAGAAUUCCGCCACUGCCAUAACCGAAGCAUUUUCUCAGUACAUUACGGAAUAACAUCGGCAAAAUAAAAGUAGAUUGUAAGUUUGACGUCCGAGGUAAUUUUCCUGCAGAUGUGAUUAUUAUUGUGAUUCUAGUAAAGUAUUCGAUGUAUCGUAAAGUAUUUAACGUGUAGUCUGUCGUCGACAGGAGUACCGCUUCGAUUCAUUUAUAUUUAGAGAUAGGCCUUAGAUUCGGGGAGGGGGAGAGUAGGAUUAUUGUUAUUGACAAUAUCGGUAUAUAUAUAAUAUAUAUAUAUCGGCGAGGAAGCGUGCCAUUUCUUUUUGCGAUCUUGUUGAAACAGAUUACGAGAGACUAUCGAGAAAAAGAAGGACAAACGCCUCAAUCCGAAACACCUUUGGGCGCGAUGCGACUAGCUCCCAAACUUUCUCGCAUGGGUAAAAUAUUACAUCGAGGAGAGAGACUUAUAUGAUCUCUGUAUUAUAGUAUCAAUAAAAAUACAGUUUGUUAUUUAUGGCCAAAGAGUAA
This is a messenger RNA of Wasmannia auropunctata (little fire ant), 2636 nucleotides long. It is a transcript of the gene Zyx, whose product is annotated as thyroid receptor-interacting protein 6. Gene Ontology annotation, cellular component: focal adhesion; stress fiber. The record is from RefSeq and is a predicted model, not a curated record. The coding region runs from base 78 to 1712 and encodes 544 amino acids. Gene Ontology annotation, biological process: cell-cell adhesion. The transcript is spliced from 6 exons. NCBI's taxonomy places the organism in Eukaryota, Metazoa, Arthropoda, Insecta, Hymenoptera, Formicidae.